Messenger RNA from Eurytemora carolleeae, 806 nucleotides. RefSeq lists its product as uncharacterized. The record is from RefSeq and is a predicted model, not a curated record. NCBI's taxonomy places the organism in Eukaryota, Metazoa, Arthropoda, Copepoda, Calanoida, Temoridae. Bases 102 to 710 code for a protein of 202 amino acids. The transcript is spliced from 3 exons.
GAACUCGUAAAGUCAACCUACUCCAUGAUUCCUGUUUAGUAUUCAUACAUCCGUUCAACCUUUUCUCACUGUGUGUGCUAAAACUAGAACCCAGAGUUACGAUGAUGUCAGCAGAUCAGUCCUGGAUCCUCUCUAGCUAUUACAGGGACCUGGAGGCGGCGGAGAGAAACGCCGGUGGCGGAGGAAACCAGGAAACCUUCUUCCUUCCCGGAUACAACCCUGGGGCGGAGUUUCAGGGAUACAGAGGAACAUCCGCCGAAGAUUCCUACGCCGCCAAUCCUCAGCAAAAUCCUUCACAGCAGCAGCAGAGCAGAUCUAGUGAGCAGCAGACAACCAGGUCUAGUGAACUCAGGUUUAGUGAGUUUGGAGGACGGGAACUAGGUUCUAGUGAGUUCAGAGGACGGGAGAUAGGAUUCGAGGAAAGGGCAAACGGAUCAGAGUUUGGUGGCUCUUCGGAGUUUGGUGGCCAGGACAUUACUUCAAAUCAGUUUGGUGCAAGAGAUAUCGGCUCACCGGGAACACAGGAGGAAACGGCCGGACGAUUCUUACACCACAAUAUUAUUUCGGCCGGAACCAGAUCGAGAGAGGACGGAAAACGCACGCAGCAACCUGAACAGCGCGCGCAGACAACUAAACGACAAACCGACGCGGAGCUUGCAGCAGAGUGUCAACGAAUCGUGGAUCGACUGUACGCGUCACUGAACCAAUAGUUUUUUAUAUAAAGUCAACAAUAUUGUGAAAAUGAUAAAUACAUUAGAAAAUAAAAAAUAUUAGAAAAUAAACCUGUUAUUUCCUCCGCCAUUGGA